This is a messenger RNA of Olea europaea var. sylvestris, 946 nucleotides long. Its product is annotated as vicilin-like seed storage protein At2g18540. The transcript is spliced from 4 exons. The coding region runs from base 74 to 946 and encodes 290 amino acids. The record is from RefSeq and is a predicted model, not a curated record. NCBI's taxonomy places the organism in Eukaryota, Viridiplantae, Streptophyta, Magnoliopsida, Lamiales, Oleaceae.
CAACCCUUUCUCAUUAUAAACUAAAACCCAAACCCCAAUACAAAGUAAUUUCACGGUGUGAAAAUAUUUAGCCAUGGCUGAGAAAAGCACUUUUCUGUUUUCGUUUCUUUUUUCUCUGCUCUUCAUUUUCAUAGCAGUUUCUGUUAAUGCGCUUGGAGCAGAUUUAGAGGAAAAGAAUGAUUGGGUUUCAGGCCCCCAUUUGGUGAAAAAGGAACAAAGAAAAUCCAUUGUUUCCACUGAAGAUGGAGAGAUUUCAUCCGUUUGGAUUCCCAGUAGGCCCUAUCGUCUUCAGUUCAUUACACUGGAACCAAAUUCUCUGUUACUUCCUGUACUUUUGCAUGCAGAUAUGGUUUUCUAUGUCCACACAGGGAGUGGGAAUUUGAGCUGGACGGACGAAGAUGAACUUAAGCACGCAGAUUUAAGGCCUGGAGAUAUCUACAGAUUGCACCCCGGAACUGUUUUCUUCCUCCAAAGCAGCUUGGAAACUGAACGCUCCAAACUACGGAUUCAAGCCAUUUUUGUGGAUUCAGCUGAUGAUUUUCGCGGACAAACAACUGAAGCUUAUUCUAGCAUUCGAGAUUUGGUUCUUGGCUUUGAUAAGAAAGUUCUACAAGCAGCGUUUCAGGUUUCCGAGGAAGUGAUAUAUGAGAUGUUAAAUGGGACAAAGCCACCAGCUAUUGUACAUGGCGUUUCAAGAACAAAGAGAACAGCAUGGGAAAUGCAGGCUCAGUUCAUAAGAGACCUUGUCGGAAGCAGAGGUUACAAUAUAUUUGAAUUGAAUAGGAAGAAACGGAAGACAACGAAAUUAUUCAAUAUUUUCAGUGAGGAUAAAGACUUCAAGAAUUGCAACGGGUGGAGCACGACAGUAACCAGGAAAAAACUGUCUGCAUUAAAGGGUUCAGAAAUUAGUGUAUUCAUGGUGAACUUGACGUCUGUAAGUUACUGA